Messenger RNA from Leguminivora glycinivorella, 2579 nucleotides. Its product is annotated as ribosome biogenesis protein BOP1 homolog. Gene Ontology annotation, biological process: ribosome biogenesis; maturation of LSU-rRNA from tricistronic rRNA transcript (SSU-rRNA, 5.8S rRNA, LSU-rRNA). The record is from RefSeq and is a predicted model, not a curated record. Gene Ontology annotation, molecular function: protein binding; ribonucleoprotein complex binding. Gene Ontology annotation, cellular component: preribosome, large subunit precursor; PeBoW complex. NCBI's taxonomy places the organism in Eukaryota, Metazoa, Arthropoda, Insecta, Lepidoptera, Tortricidae.
UAUUCUACAAAAUGCCACCAUUUAAAGCUGGUUUGCUGAAAAGAAAAAUAGACGCAAAGGAGUCUAAGAAAACAGUUGCCAAAGAUUCUUCAGAAGACGAGGGAAGUGAUUCUGGAGCUAUCGAGGAUCUGAUCCGUGGUGAUUUGAAUGGUACAGACGACGCUACAGACUCUGAACAGGAUGGAGAAGGCGAUAACUCUGAUGCGGAACAAGAUGAGGUACUGUUUGAUGACGAUGCUGACUCCACUUUUGGGGAUGAAGAGCAGCCAGAAGAUGCUUCAGACGCAUCAUCAGAGCUUACUGACUCAGAAGCUGAUGAUGAAUCUGGUGAUGAUGAUAAUAAUGAUAGUGAUAAGGAUAAUGAAGCAUCACAGAGUGAAGAAGACAGUGGUGCAGAGUCCGGCAUCGGACAAACACACUCCGGAUCCAGUGAUGAGUCAGAUAAAGAAGUCAACCAAAAAGUGAAAAAGAAAACUAAACAGAAAGAGACAAAACAGCAGAAAGGGAAGGAAAGUCAAGUGAAAGGGAAGGAAGUAAAAGGAAAAACUAAGGAUAGUGUGGAUAUGUUAGCUGAUAAAAUUAAGGAAACUAGCGUUAAGAUGCAACCGGUAGCACAAAAAGAUGAAUACGAAUCAGGAGACACGUCAGACGAGGAAGAGAGGCGCAACACAGUCGGUGACAUCCCAAUGUGGUGGUACAAUGAGUACCAACAUGUUGGCUAUGAUUUGGACGGACGGAAAAUCAUCAAGCCACCCCAGAGAGAUCAGAUUGACGAGUUCCUUAAAAAAUGCGAAGACCCCGACUUCUGGCGAACAGUCCGGGACCCCAGCACCGGACAGGAUGUGAUCCUCAGCAAGCAGGACCUGGAGCUGAUCUCCCGCAUCCGCCAGGGCCAAGUGCCCAAUGCUGACCAUGAUGAGUAUGAGCCAUGGGUAGAAUGGUUCUCACGAGAAGUCCUAGCAACGCCAAUUCGCGCGUUCCCCGAACACAAGCGAUCGUUCCUGCCAUCGCGAGAGGAACAGAAACAUAUCUCCAAGAUAGUGCACGCUUUGAAGAUGGGAUGGACCAAAACGAGACGAGAGAUCGCUAUGGAGCGGAAGAAGAAACGGGUAAAGCAAUUCUACAACCUCUGGGGCUCGACUACCGAAGACGAGAACAUCCGAGGCAUCCACAAACACAUCCCGGCGCCGAAGCGCGCUCUGCCGUCGCACGCGGAAAGCUACAACCCACCGCCGGAGUACUUGCUUGAUGCUAAAGAGAUGAAAGAAUGGAACAAGCUGGCAGAAACUCCCUGGAAGCGCAAGUACACCUUCUUGCCAACGAAGCAUGAUAACCUGCGGUCUGUGGCUGCCUACCCCCGGUUCAUACGCGAGCGGUUCCUUAGGUGCCUUGACUUGUAUCUGGCGCCUCGUGCCAUUCACAUGAGGCUAACAAUCAGCCCAGAAGACCUGGUCCCCAAACUGCCAUCACGAGAGCUUCAACCGUUCCCCACACACGAAGCCCUAAUGUUCAAGGGCCACACUGGUCUAGUCCGGAGUGUAGACUUCGAUCCUACAGGGCAGUACGCUGUGUCGGGCAGCGAUGAUGGAACUGUCAAGAUCUGGGAGACCAGUACGGGCCGCUGCCUCCGCACGAUUCCCCUCCCCUUGGCCGUGGCGCGCGUGGCCUGGACGCCCGCCGCCGGCCUCAGCCUCGUGGCGGCCGCCGUGGGCAACCGGCUCCUCCUGCUCAACCCGGGACAGGAUAUCGGAGCGCACAAGGUCGCUGCCAGAACUGAUGAGUUGCUUGAGGAACCGCCCCCGCAGCAUGAUGUUGUCAUGGACGAGCGCACAACCACAGCGAUACAGUGGGAGAAGGUGAAACCUGAAGAAUGGGCAAUUGGCGUCCGUGUCGCCGUCACGCAUUUCAAGCCCGUCAUACACCUCGCCUGGCACGGCAAAGGCGAUUACAUCUGCGUGACGCUACAAGAUGGCGCCAGUCGCGCGGUGGUCGUGCACCAGCUGUCGCGGCGGAGGAGUCAGCUGCCGUUCUCCAAGGCGAAGGGCUUGGUGCAGUGCGCGCUGUUCCAUCCGGUCACGCCGAGGCUGUUUGUUGCUACCCAGCGUGUGGUUAGAAUUUAUGACCUGGUGAAACAAGAGUUGAUAAAGAAACUCCUGACUGGAGCGCAGUGGGUCAGCUCGAUGGCCGUGCAUCCCGCUGGGGACAACUUGCUGGUCUCGUCGUACGAUAGGAAAUGCAUGUGGUUUGACCUGGAGUUGUCGUCCAAGCCGUACCAGACCCUCCGGCUGCACGGCGGCGCCGUCCGCGCCGUGGCGUUCCACCGCCGCUACCCACUGUUCGCGAGCGCUGGCGACGACAACAACAUCGUCGUGUCGCACGGCAUGGUUUACAAUGACCUGCUACAAAAUCCGCUUCUGGUGCCGCUCAAACAGCUCCGUGGCCCCGAAAAGCGGGAGGACCUGUGUGUGCUGGACAUCCGCUUCCAUCCAACGCAGCCCUGGCUACUUGCUGCGGGUGCUGACUCCACUCUACGAUUAUAUACAUGAAUAUACGCUAUUUUAAUAGUCAAUAAAAGUCAA